Messenger RNA from Verticillium alfalfae VaMs.102, 2235 nucleotides. RefSeq names its product TPR domain-containing protein. Lineage: Eukaryota; Fungi; Ascomycota; Sordariomycetes; Glomerellales; Plectosphaerellaceae. The record is from RefSeq and is a predicted model, not a curated record. Bases 1 to 2235 code for a protein of 744 amino acids. Gene Ontology annotation, molecular function: protein binding. The transcript is spliced from 3 exons.
AUGUCGGGAACUCAGACGGAGACGCUGGUCCAGCUUCCCAUCCAUGAUGAUGGCGUCGAGACCAGUGAAGCGGACGGGGAGAAGCCGAUCAAGGUCGACUUUGAUCUCCAGAUUGGCGUCGAGGAGAUCCUCGUCGACGUCGAUCCUAGUGUUUCCCUCGAGUUUCUACAGCGAGCGAAUGCCCUCGCAGGAAAACGCCCGCCUCAUGUCCCAACCAAGGAGUGGCUCGUCAACACGCACAAUGAGCACGUGCAGAAAUUCCAAGCCGCAAUGGUCGGGCAGACGAAUGUGCCGAGGAUGGUAAAGAAGGUCAUUCUGGCCCUCUCAUACGCACCAUCAACAACACCCAUCAAGGACCUCGAGACUAUGCCGCUCAAUGAGUUGCUCGUCGAGAAUCACCACGAAGAGAAGAAACUUGUCGUCAGGACAAUUACACCACCUUACCAAGGCGCUGGAGUCGUGACCAUCGUGGAGGACGAAUUUGGUAACGUUGAGAAGCUGGGAAUCUACAACCAGGGAGACUCCAGCAUACUUAAUGCUGUGCCAGAGGGUUCUGUUGUGCUUAUCAAGGAGCCAUACUAUAAAUUCAGCGGCAACCAUGAUUUCAUGAUCUGCGUCGAUCACCCCUCAGACGCUAUCCUUCUGCGCCAAGGGCCCGACGAUGAGCUGAUUCCAGAAGUCUUCCGAACUGGUGAAGAGCUCAAAGAGGCCCCUCACUACACGAGAGCCCUCGAAUUGGCCCCCGCAGACGAUGAGAAGUUCAGAUCCGACUUGUGCUUGAAGAGGGCCGGCGUGCAGCUCACACUAAAGUGUUACGACGGCGCCAUGGCCGAUGCCCUCGCCUCUCUUGGAGGUCCCACGGACUGGAAGUCCUACUUCAUCGCCGCGCGCGCAGCCUACGAACUCACAUUCUUCGACGUCAGUAAGCAGCACUUUGAGGCGUCCAUCGCAAUUAAGCCCCCCACACCUCAGAUUGAGAAGGAGUACAAGCGAUGCCUGGCGCGCGUUGAUGAGGCUGAGAACGGCAACUACGACUUUGCGACAAUCGCUCAGUCCGUAACCUCCAAAAACAUCCACCUUGACAAGGCAAGUUACAUCACGAAGACUGAGGUCCGUGAUUCACCCCACCACGGUCGCGGCCUCUUCGCUACACGCGACAUCAAAGCAGGCGAGAUUAUCUAUGCGGAAAAGUCGACAUGUGUGCCCAACGAGUUUCACCCAGAACACAACGCCGCCGCUGCCUACGCCCAGCUCGUCGAACGCUGUAACGACAACCCUUCUGUGCACGAGAAGGUGCUUGGGCUCUACGGUGGAACGUACAAGCGCAGCGGCCGCGAGAGCGAGGUCAUCGACGGCAAGCAUGUCGUCGACGUCUACCUCCUCGAGUCGAUUCGUCGCAAGAACUGCUUCAGCGGAACACACGUCUCCGCUCAGGCUGCCAACGCCAACUGGGACAUGUGGAAGCAGGGUAUGAGCCGAGGCCUCUGGGUCUACUCCGCCUACUCCAACCACUCGUGCCAGCCCAACUCGAACCGGUCCUUUGUUGGAGACAUGCUCAUCUCCAUUGCCGUUGUCGACAUUCCUGCCGACACCGAGAUCACGCAAAUCUACCUGCCUCCAAAGGCCGCCUACCUCCAGCGUCUUGAACAGUACCGUAAGAGUUGGGGCUUCAAGUGCGCGUGUGACAUGUGCGCCGGCGAAGGCAAGAGCCCUGAGGAGAUGCACGAGAAGCGUAUCGUUGCACUGCGGGAGCUGGAGGCGAAUUUGCGCAAGAAGAACAUGAGCGCUCGCCUCUAUCAGUCCGAUGCCAUGAUCCGAGAAAUCGAACGCCUUCACAAACGUCUCGAUAGCCUCUUUGAACCAGAGAUCUACGGGACACUUCCUCGCAUGAUGAUGAUUUGGCCCUCGAUGUGGUUUAUGGAGGUGUACCGCACCAGGAAGGCCUGGAAGAAGGCCAUCAAGUGGGCGUUAGAGGUGCUGCGUAACUUUGGGUUCAUCAACCCGCUGAGGAACAUGGACGGCGAGGUUGGCGGUGACGAGUCGAUGCUGUGGGUCUUCAAGUCGCAGACGGGUGUGGUGACGUUUGAGACGAUCAAGGCGUUGAAGGUGCUUGCUGAAGGGUACUGGGCGCUCGGGGAGACGGUCCUUCAGAGGCAGGCGACGGCGGCGGCCAAGAUUGCGCUCAAGUGCAUGGUGGGCUUUGUGACGGAGGAGACAUAUCGGUCUUUCAACUAA